GUGGAACACAAAAACGAAACCCUUGGGAUCUGAAGGGCAAGGUCAGCGACAUGGAGGAUAAGGUCCGUAACUACCAAAUAAAAGUUAAGACUCUGAAUCAGGAAAAUGAGGUUCUGCAAGACUCGGUGUCCCAGAGCCAAAGAAAAAUUGUGCAAGUGGAGAAGGAGCUUCAGAUACAGAGGAGCCAGAUUGGGGAGUAUGAGAGGAAGCUGCAGGUGUUGGCAGGAGUCCAGGAUGAGCUGGAGAAAGUCUUGAGCGAUAAGAACUUUCUUCAGAAGGAGCUCACCAACUUGGAGGGGAAAUACAAAGUGAUGGAGACUCUCCGAGACAGCCAAGAGACGGAGCUGCAGACUCUGAAGAUGAAGCUCUCUGUGCAGGAGUCGACUCUGGCCCGUGUGCAGGCAAACCUCAGAGACUCCGAGGAGGAGGUUCGGUCUCUGAAAGAAACUGUGGCCCAGCAGAAGGAUGAAAUUUACGCUGGAGAGAUGGAGCGCAGACGGCUCCACAACACCAUACAAGAGCUCAAGGGUAAUAUCAGAGUGUUCUGCAGAGUGCGUCCUCUGGUAGGUGGAGGCUUUCCCAAGCAUAUACAACUCGCCGCAAGUGACAAUAAAGCGAUAACGCUGGCUAAAACCGAGGAGUCUCACACGGGCAAAACUGCUGACACUCAGAAGAAUUACAACUUCAGCUUCGACCGUGUGUUUGGUCCUCGGGCCUCCCAGCAGGAGCCGUACGACUGCCUCGGCUGCGGCAAGAAGUUCAUGUGGCGCGACAGCUUCAUGAGGCACCGCUCGCACUGCGAGAGGCGCAGCGGGCUGGGAGAGAGCGGCGAAGGUGGAAGCGGCAGCGACGGAGGGAGGAGAGGAGGAGGAGGAGGUGAGGGUGGGCAGGGAGGCGUCCUGGGAGGUGGAGCGAGGGGAGGAACGUCAGUGUUGUCCCCGCAGCACGGCGGUGGUAACAGCAGCAGUGCCGCUCUGAGCAACAACAUGGCCGCUGCUGCAGGGGCGCUCCUCGGGGCGGUCUCCCAGAGCCAGGGAUCUGUGAUGUUUGGCGGUUUGGGGUUGGGUCGGGGUGCGUGUGAGGAAGACGUGUGCGAGGUCGGUGCCAAUGAAA
This is a messenger RNA of Neolamprologus brichardi, 1113 nucleotides long. Lineage: Eukaryota; Metazoa; Chordata; Actinopteri; Cichliformes; Cichlidae. The record is from RefSeq and is a predicted model, not a curated record.